This is a messenger RNA of Puntigrus tetrazona (Sumatra barb), 376 nucleotides long. RefSeq names its product RIIa domain-containing protein 1 (gene riiad1). Bases 62 to 331 code for a protein of 89 amino acids. The transcript has 4 exons. The record is from RefSeq and is a predicted model, not a curated record. NCBI's taxonomy places the organism in Eukaryota, Metazoa, Chordata, Actinopteri, Cypriniformes, Cyprinidae.
ACUGAAUGCGUGACGCACGUCAACAUCAGGUGCUUAGUGACGCCGGCGCAGAGACGCAGAGAUGGCGGAGAGAAACACUCUGGAAAAAGUCGAUUUGGGCGCUUUAAGUCCAGAGCAGCAGGAGAAGCUGCAUCAGUUUAAGGUCAAGACACGGAUAGCUAAUGAAAAAUAUUUAACGACUCAUCCGGAGGUGGAAAUGUUACUGAGCGGCUUCUUAAGGGGUGUGUUUCUAAACAGGCCUACAGAUAUUCGUGAAUUUGCCGCAGAUCACUUCUGCGACCCAGGAUUGCCAAGGAAAAUUCAGGAGCAAAUGAAUAUGCAGAAAAAGUGAAAAAAGUGGAUAGUGUUUUGUAAUAAAAGAGAGAAAAAAAUUGAA